This is a messenger RNA of Leptosia nina, 816 nucleotides long. The record is from the annotation of a GenBank genome assembly. Lineage: Eukaryota; Metazoa; Arthropoda; Insecta; Lepidoptera; Pieridae.
AUGAAAUGUUCCAGGAAGAGCAUAUCCCUUGGGGACCUCUGGGUCCUGUCUAAUGAGAAGUUGAGUGAUUUCUAUUUGACGUCAUGGCAGAAGGGGGAGUCGCCGGUGCCUAUGCUGGUUAUCCGCUUAGUAUUAGCUGGUGUAGCUGCUGGGAUCUUCGCAUGGUCGUUGUAUUCCGGUGCCAGCCCGUAUUGGUUAAUAUUCUUGACCAACUGGGGGGUGUUACUCGUAUUCCUGAUGACUUUUAGUGGAUUGAGUGUCUCCUUUGUUGCUACUUUUAGGAAACUUCCCGAUAUCAGCGAUGGCAAUCUCCCUUGGUACGUGAGCGUGUAUUGGUUGACUUACAAUAUAGCCCUCAUUAUCUCGUUAAUGAUCACAGGACUGUACUGGAUACUGCUGUAUAAUCCAGAACAGGAUGAAGAACAGAGCACCGGUUUCUGGCUGGACCUCUCAACGCACGGUUUUAACUCUUGCAUCGUCUUUUCUGAGUUCAUCUUGUCGCGGACGCCGCUUCGCUUCGUCCAUAUAUACCAGCCCAUGGCAGUGGGGCUCUGGUAUGCUAUAUUUACCGGAAUAUAUUAUGCUGCUGGGGGUACUGACAGUUUGGGCAAUCCGUUUAUAUAUGAAAUCCUGGAUUGGCGGCAACCGACACGAUCGCUGGCUCUAAUAGCUGCGUCGUUGGCGGCUCUCAUCAUCAUCUUCACUGUGAUGUGGGGCCUCACGUUGUGCAGAGACAAAAUAUCUGUGGCUGUUAUCCGAACUACUAGCUUGGAUUUACCGUUUACACCGCCCGAUCGGUUGUCACAAAUGGUUUAG